This is a messenger RNA of Folsomia candida, 1887 nucleotides long. RefSeq lists its product as uncharacterized. The transcript has 4 exons. The record is from RefSeq and is a predicted model, not a curated record. NCBI's taxonomy places the organism in Eukaryota, Metazoa, Arthropoda, Collembola, Entomobryomorpha, Isotomidae. The coding region runs from base 108 to 611 and encodes 167 amino acids.
CUCCUGCUUCGUUCACUCACCUUCACAAGUUACUAAAGUCGACAUUUAAUACGAGGAACGUAAAAAUUGUUUUUCCAAGUUUUUCCAAGUUGUUCAAAUAAUUUCAGAUGUCUGACCAAGAAAAACUUAGAAUGUGUAAAGAGGAGAUCUCUAAAAUACGGGAUAGGAUAAAAAAGGAGAUUCAGGAGAAAGAUAGAAAGAUGAAGAAAGAAUUGGCCGAAUUGAAAGUCAAAGGCAUUGAAGAUAGACUCAAGUUGGCAAGAGUUGAACGAGACGAGAUUGAACAGGUUGUAUUCAAAACAAUCAAUCCAGAAUCUUUCAAAGAUCUCCCAGUGAAAAAGUAUUUAACAGGAUACAAUAAUCAGGGAAAAUUUGAAGAUGAAAAUGGUUCGGACGCUGACUUGGAUUCGACAUCCACCGAGGAUACAAAAGAAAUAGAGAUAAAGCUGGAAAUUUUGGCACUAGAAAAGCAACGAACAUGCAACGUGAAAAAUGUCCGCGACUUGGAGAAAGAAUUAAGUGAUGCGAAGGAAGCCCUCACGAAGCUAAAUGAAGGGGAGAUUGCUCAAGAUAAUGAUAUACCUAUGUACAUGUCUCAACUUAAAAAGUGAUAGUAGAGUAGACGACUAUAUUAGGUUAGUUUUAAGGAAUUUCAAAUUUAUUCUUAUUCCAUUGAAAAGCCAGUUAAAUUUUAUAUAGAAAACAUGUAUUAAACUUGAAAAUAUAUUCCUUCUGUAACCAUGAAAAAUUGGUCACGAAAGAAAGCUCCUUCAAAAAUACGCACGAAAUUAAUUGACAAACUGUGUCAUUCCCGGGUCAGAAAUAUUUUGUGACCCUGACGCAUAUAUGGGGCUCAGAACAGACCUUUUCCUCAAUUUUAAUCAACAUUUGGUAGUGAAGUUGUCUGCGGUUCGAAAAUUCCAACGUAAAACCUAAAGUGCAAAUGAAGUCAGAAAUAUGGAUUUUAAUCCAGUUUUUCACGAAUUUCGCUGUAAAUGCUACUGUGGACGCCUGCACAAAGGUCGGUGGCUUUUCACCCAAUAUGGACUAGUUGAGGGGGUGUUCCUUCUUCACCAGGACAUUUAUCAAAUAUUUUUUUAAACUAUCUCCUCUCCUUAAUCAAGGAAAUUUGGCUGAUUUUACUCAGUUCCGCCGAUUCCCGCCAAAACCAUGAAUAGAGCCUGAUAAGAUAACAUUUUGACCUUUAUUUUGUAAUCAGCUAACCCUUAGAGUAUUUGACAUAAAACGUGUUAGUUUUUUUGUUGAAAUAUGUUCCUGUCGUAAAGAAAUUAUCAUCGGUAAACGGGUUAGUUUUUUUUGUUUUUUUCACCGUACCGUUUGGGGAGAGAGGUCGAUUUUUUGACCAUUGCUUAGACUUGGGAUAUCUGUAGCAUGUGACGCUUUCUAAUCCAAAAGACCUUCAUCUUAGAGUCACUUUUCAGUGCUAAUCUGAUCUCUAAAGUUGAAAGGUCAUUUGUGUGGCCAAAGUCUCCGCGUCAGAUAGAGAUUUUGUGCUAUUCUGGUAUUUAAAGCUUCGGACAUCACUGAAGUCCUCCUUGACGUUCAACCACCGAAACCAUUAUACCAAAGAUAGACACUGUCUCUAGGAUUACUUUAAUAGUUUGGGCAACCAGAUCGUUGUUGAACUUGGACUGCUACACUACAUCAAACAUCGUGCAAUUUUUUCUCUUGCAAAAAGUGAAAAAUUAUUGCCGCGCGCGUGUAGCUAAGCUCCUCCUACUUUUGACCUAGUGACGUCAAGUAAAAACGGUCAACACCAAUGAUAGGCACUGAAUGUAUGUACAAACCGCAACUGACCUUUUAAUUUUAUGUUGACCGGUUCAAAAACUACGCUCUACUAUCACUUCUUAUGGUAAGACUAUGUAA